UUCCCCAUGGACAGAAUCAAAGUCCUUGGGUGUACAUACGUAUAAGCAUGUAAUAAUUAUAUGCUUUAAACCAAGUUUGGUUAACACGAAGCUUGUAACCAAAAGUUGAUAAAAAUAUAUCUUGCAGUUAUGGAAAUCUUUGGUCACAACCGAUCACUUCGGUGAAAUUCACAAUACUCCCUCCGUUUUUGCGAACCGAAGGUUGGCAGCAGUAGGUCGUAAAAAGUAAAAAAGUAAAUGAUUUCGGGAGAAUAUGAACCUCCUGAACUUCAAUUCCUUCUUUGGAUACGCUCAUGGAACUCCCAAAUUGUAACUAAAUCGCAUAUUCCUAUUGUUGUACUUUUAUUUAAUUAUAAAUAUGUUAUGCAUUUGCUUCUUUAUUCUCUUUUUACGUUUUUAUUUCUUUUUAGCAGAUGUGAGAAUUGUAAAAAAGUGUAAAUGGAGUGGGGAAAGUGUAUAUGAUUUCAGGCGCCAUAAUAACAGUUUUUCCUGAGCCUCUGAGAGAAGAGCAGUAGCACACUCUCGUCAUCCACUUUCUGACUUCGUUUCUCGCUACAGAAUUUGAAGAACGAUGGAGGAUGUUACACAACAACCGAUCAUGCAAACGUUGACGAUAUCAAAUAUCGCGUCUUUCGAACAAUGCAUUUCAGAACUGAUAGCGAAUUCCUUGAACUCACGCGCAGCGGCAAUCGCGGUAAGAAUUCACGCGGGAAAACGCAAAAUUCAGGUCGUCGACAACGGCGUCGGGAUACCGAAAGAUAUGUUAAGAUGUAUCGCGGAAGCAGAAGCUACGGAUGAUCAGCAGCAAGUGUGCGAAUUGCCUCAAUCAAACUAUCUGGCGGACAUUCGUCGUUUGUCCGACUGUCUUACGAUUGCUUCGAGGUAUCAAUAUUCUAAGGAGACUUUCAUGAAGGCAUUCGAGAUGGGAUUUGCGUCCAAUUUGAUACCGAUAGAACAGAGACCUUCGUGUGGCACAACGGUGUCCGUCUACGGAUUCUACGAAAUACCGUGUAAAAAAUGGGAUACAUCUAUCAUUUGUUUUCUUAUUGCGGCCAUAGCUGUUACAAAGUUAGAAGUGUCGUUUUCGAUUAGAGACGAAGAACAAAAGAAGGUUGUUUUGAGAAUUGCGAAACCGCACAGCCCGGUCGAAGUCCUGAAAACACUAUUUGGGAAAGAUCUGCCGUUGAAUCACGUAUGGUCGAUACAAUGCAGCCCUGAAUGUAACACGAAUUAUCACGGUUACGUGGGAUUAUCCGAUAAAAACGCGAUGCAAUGGAUAUUUUUAAAUCAUAGGCCGAUCUAUUGUCCUCUUAUUUUGAAGUUGAUUCAGAUUGCCUUCAAAGAAAGAUUCAAUUUGUCUUCCAACGCGCUUGAUCUAUGCGAAAAAAAUAUAUUUAUUCUGUUCUUUCUCACGUUCUCAGAAAAAGAAUUCACAUUUGUUAUUGAAAAUGAGAAAAGAUGCAUCAUGUUUUAUGAUAUGCAAAAAAUAUUAAAUCCCAUUAAGAAUUGUAUUUUUAAAAGUCUUGCAGAAGAAGCUACAGUUUCUGCCAUUACCCCUUAUUUGUGUAAAACACAGAUGUUAAAACGAAUACAUUUAAGGAGAGAAAAAUCUAUUUUUAACAAUAUCAAUGGACGUAAAAAUGUUACAUUUUCAAUAAUAAAAAAUAAAAUCGUCACGAUUGGCUUUAAAAAAAGAAAUAUUACGUCAACAAUUGUAUCAAGCAAUUAUUUUAACAAACAACAUAAUACAGAUGAUAAUAUUGAAACUGUCAAGCAUUACAUAGACAAAAAACAUAAUAUAUUGAGUAACAUUCACCAAACAAAAGUUACUAUAAAACAUAUGAAUUUGUGUGUAGAUGAUGGUAUAAAAAAAAUGCAUAAUAAUAAUGAUGAAACGCAAGGAAGUUCCAGAAACUUAAGAAUAACAGAUAAUCUUGUUAAAUCUGAUGAAGUUUCCAAUUAUCGUAAUGACAAUAGCAAUAAUUUCGUAAACAUGAUUUCUCCUCUUUCCGAAUGGUCGAACUGGACUUAUUAUACAAAUAAUAAAAAACGUGAUUCUACGAGAAAUAUGAUUGAUAUACAUCCCAAAAUAGACAUGCAUCAAUUUAAUGUCCUACCACGAAAAUUAUAUGGUUUUCUACAACAUCGUCAUGUUAAAUUAACAAAUGUAAAAUCCUUUGACAGUCCUAAUGAUACAAUUUUGUUUACAGAAAACUGGCAACAUGAACAAGCAAUGGUGCAUCCUUGUAAGUUGAAGCAAAAAUUAUGUGAAUUUAGACUAUCACGAGAAUCAUUAAAAUACAUAAAAGUCAUUAAUCAAGUUAAUGAUGAAUUUAUUGCCGCAUUGAUGACAUACAAUAAAAUGAAAAUUCUACUGAUGAUCGAUCAACAUGCCGUCCACGAAAGAAUACGUUAUGAAAAUUUACUUCUUAGAUACAAGGUGCAGAACGAGAGCGAGUUGCUUUCUUUUAAUUUGCGUGAUCCUCUAUCCAUGGAAUUUCCUACAGAAAUGUACAAUUUACUCCUACGAAAUAAAACAUUACUGAAGAAAUACGGCAUAAAUUUAGGAUCAUCAAAGGAAAACACACUGUUAAUACGCACAAUACCGCAAUGUUUGGUUACGAAUAGCGAUUCCUAUAAUAACGAAAAAAUACUGCCAAAAAUCUAUGGCUUAUUAAACGACGUGUUAAAGAAUCGUGAUAUAACAAAUCAAGCAAACGCGUUACCGUUAACUAUUCAUAAUGCUAUAGCAUCGGAGGCUUGUCAUGGUGCUAUUAAAUUCGGCGAUAAGCUAAUAUUAGAACAGUGCAAGAGUCUUAUAAAAUUAUUAAAGCUUACAAAAUUUCCCAAUCGAUGCGCACAUGGACGACCGACUAUAAUACCUGUCAUGGAAUUUUCGGAAUUAAGAACCAGAAGCGUAAGGAUACUUGAGGAAAAAUUGAAUUUCACAUCCUUGAAGAAAAUUACAUCAAUUAAGUAAAAAAGACAAUCGUUCUCUCUAAUAUAAAAUUACAAUUAUCAUUCAUAAAUACGUAAUUAUUCAAAAUUG
This is a messenger RNA of Solenopsis invicta (red fire ant), 3049 nucleotides long. Its product is annotated as DNA mismatch repair protein Mlh3. Gene Ontology annotation, cellular component: mismatch repair complex. The record is from RefSeq and is a predicted model, not a curated record. The transcript has 9 exons. The coding region runs from base 572 to 2980 and encodes 802 amino acids. Gene Ontology annotation, biological process: mismatch repair. Lineage: Eukaryota; Metazoa; Arthropoda; Insecta; Hymenoptera; Formicidae. Gene Ontology annotation, molecular function: ATP hydrolysis activity; ATP-dependent DNA damage sensor activity; ATP binding.